CCCCUUCAAACUUUUUCCUGUCUCCAUCCAAACCUACUGUCCAACUUUUCUUUCCUAUUUCCUCCAAAGCUUAACACUUCUCUCUCUCUCUCUCUCUCUCUCUCUCUCUCAACACCAUGAAUGAAGAAUAUUAAUAUAGCCAUUAGCAGUAACAAGUGAUGAUGAUGAUGAAACAAGUUUGAGUGAAUUUGCUUCACCCUUUUAAGGAAAUAAAAACUACCUAAAAAACCCACAGCUAUAGUUUUGGGAAGCUUUCUAAUUAUAUAGUGUUGAAUGAUCCCAUCAAUCUCAUCACAUUCUCUACAUCAAAAAAAUUCUCCUUUCUGCUUCAUCAUUUUCAGGAACCCUAGAAGAACAAGAUAUCAAUUCUUGGUUUUAUCAAAGAAAUUAACAAAGUCACAAAGUUCAAAAACAACCUUGGAUCUGCAAAGCACAAAGGUUGUUGUAUUGUUGAAGUAAAGUUAAGCUAUAUUUUAUUUUCAUGGAUUCAAUUCAAGAAUUUAUAGGGACAUGUAACAAUGAAAACUUGACCUGCAACUUCAUGAACAACAACAACAACAACACUAUAAGUACAACCACAACAAGCUUAACAACAACAACAACAACAGCAAGUGGAAGCUCUUCUUCAUCUGCAGCUUCAACCAUCAUCAACAGUCCCAACAGUAGCAGCCGCUAUGAGAACCAGAAACGCCGUGACUGGAACACCUUUGGUCAGUACCUCAAGAAUCAUCGUCCACCUCUUUCCCUCUCCAGGUGCAGCGGUGCACAUGUCCUUGAAUUUCUAAGGUAUUUGGAUCAAUUUGGCAAGACAAAAGUUCACACACCAAUUUGUCCAUUUUAUGGGCAUCCAAAUCCACCAGCACCAUGUCCAUGUCCUCUGAGGCAAGCAUGGGGAAGCCUUGAUGCACUCAUAGGUCGUCUUCGUGCCGCCUUUGAAGAAAAUGGAGGAAAACCAGAAACAAAUCCAUUUGGUGCUAGAGCUGUGAGGCUCUACCUUCGCGAAGUUCGCGAUCUUCAAUCGAAAGCAAGAGGUAUUAGUUACGAGAAGAAGAAACGAAAGCGUCCACCACCACAACAACAACAACAAGUUCCACCACCAGCACAAGGUGCAAGUGCAACUCAUUAGAGAUCAAUUCUCACUCUCUUUUAAUAAUGCACUUUUUUUUAAUCAUAUAAUUAGGGUUUAAUAAUGUGAAAGCUGCUAUGAUCUGAAACAUAUAGAGUGCUUUGUCUUUGGAUCCUGUUUACUUGCUGUGACAGAAGAAAAAGUGUUAUAAAAUGUGAGAUAUCACUUAUCUGCUUUUAAAGAUAUAGCAGACAGUGCUGUGUUUGUACUGGUAGUAGACUCAUAGUGGCCUGAAAAAGUUGAAGCUUGUGAAUAUACAUGGAGUACAUCAUCCGUGUGAUUCUCAGCAAACCACUCACAACAAUAACAGCCAUGACAUUAUUCAUAUUUAUAUUUAUAUUUAUAUUUAUAUUAUUAUAUGUUUUGUACAACUUCAAUAUAUGUUGCAGCAUAUUAUGUGCCUUUAAUCAUA
Molecule: messenger RNA, 1538 nt
Organism: Medicago truncatula (barrel medic)
Lineage: Eukaryota; Viridiplantae; Streptophyta; Magnoliopsida; Fabales; Fabaceae
Product: protein LIGHT-DEPENDENT SHORT HYPOCOTYLS 4
Exons: 3
Coding region: 482-1126 (214 amino acids)
Biological process (GO): mRNA transcription; response to light stimulus
Cellular component (GO): nucleus
Source: RefSeq, a predicted model, not a curated record